AUGUAUCUCCUGAUAAUAUCAAAUGGAGAGAAACUCCUUCUGAAAACACCGAGAUUAAUGACGCCUAUUCUACGGCAGGAGGAGAGCCUGCUUCAAACCGAAGCCCAGGCCAUGACGAUCCUUGAGCAAAGUGCUAUUUCGCAUAUCCCAUCUCUUCUUCAUUACGAUACCCAAGGGCAUUCGCUUGGCCCAACGUUUCUCUUACGUCGAUUUAUUGUUGGAACAACGCUGCAAGAGAUGGGGGCCCAACUAAGCGACUGUAAGCGGAAAGAAAUUGAGCGAACGUUGGGAUCGCUGGCCAACGAGAUCGCGCAGCAUGUUUCUCCGUUUUUCGGAUCUCUGGGGCAAGUGGCCUGUGGUACGGGCAAAAGAUCGUGGCGAGAAGCUUUUCUUACCUUGUUUGAGGGCAUCCUUCGCGACUCCGAAGACGUUUUCGUCAACCUCCCCUAUACCGAAAUCAGACACCAGAUUUACCGGCUAUCCCCCGUACUCGACGAGGUAACACUGGCGCAACUCGUUGUUGUGGACCUAGGGCGACCGUCCCAGGUGCUUUUAGAACCAGCGACGAAACAGGUAUCAGGGAUUAUAGACCUCAGCAGUGCACUCUGGGGCGAUGUCUAUAUGGCCGAGAUUUUUGAGAAUCCAUCUUUUGCCGUACUGGAUGGUUUUGGAUGCCCCAGGACGAAAAGCCAGUCGGAAUCAAUACGGCACCUACUAGGAAAGCAAGCAGGCAUCCAGAAGGACUUUUCUGAGGGCUUGUCGCCGGAUUUGUUCGCUCUCGACGAUUUUGCCCGCUAUGGCGUGAAUUCACAGAUCAGCGCCCUGGCAUACGAUCCAAUUCAAUCCCUCCUUGCGGUUGGCACCAGCGAUACACAGUUUGGAAGUGGUCAGAUCUAUGUUUUUGGUCAGCGUCGGGUGUUGGUCACUUUUUCGUUGCCUAGAAAGGCAUCCGCCAAAUUCCUUCAAUUCUGUGCCGACAAACUUAUCAGCGUCGAUUCCAAGAGUGAGAUUUCUGUUUUCUCUCUUGAGACUAGACAGACCCUUUUUUCAUACGCCCCUCCGAACCAUGUCAGUGCAGUCCUGACCGACCCGAGUCUUGACUAUGCAUUCAUCGGUUUACAAAAUGGCGACAUAAUUGCUUACGACCUUGACCGCGAGACCUUGACCCCAUUCCGAGUUCCAAAUCUGUGGGCCCAGCGAAACUCCCGGGUCCGCUAUUGCCCUGUCCUUACGUUGGCUUUUUCUCCUCGUGAUAUUGGCAAGAUCUUAGUCGGGUAUCCGGAGGGAGCGGUGGUAUUCUCGUUCAAGCAGAACAUAGCACAGAAAUACUUCGAAUAUGAGGUCCCUCCUGGUGCCUUAGGCGGGAACGGUGAUGUCCCGUCGCAAGAACCGCGGAGGCCUAGGUUAACCCAGGCUCUCUGGCACCCCAACGGGAUCUUCAUUCUCACAAUCCAUGACGACAACAGCUUGGUCUUUUGGGACUCUAAGGAUGGGCGCAAAAUAAUGGCUAGAUCGAUACAGACUGCGAAUAUUGACCAACCCGGUGUUAGUCCGGAACGACCCCCUUCAUCUGGAGGCGCUAUUGGGCUCAGGGAUCCCAUCACUCAUGUUGCCUGGUGUGUUAAGGAUAAUGGUGAUGAUAGUGGCUUGUUGGUAGCUGGCGGUCGGCCGAAAGCUGAGGCGAACAAGGGACUUACUUUCUUGGAUCUGGGGCCAUCUCCCAACUACCAGACAUCUUCCUGGGCUAUAAUUUCUCGCUAUUUUGAGAGUCCAAAGCGGGUGUCAACCCUCCCAACGCCACCAGGCGCAGAGGUUGUUGAUUUCUGCCUUAUUCCGCGCGCCUCUCCUUACUACGCUGGCUGCCAUGAUCCCAUCGCCAUUAUCUCGCUGCUUUCCUCUGGCGAACUAAUCACCAUGAGCUUCCCUAGCGGUCAUCCCAUCACGCCGACAAACAUGAUCCAUGCUUCCCUUUCUUUUGUUCACCCAUUUGCGAUCAAGAGCACUUUGACACCAGUUGAGCGCUCAGCCUGGCUGGGUCUAAGGGAAAGGCGAUCACAGGGUCCGAAGUUCGUCAUGGGAGGAGCUGAAGCCAACAAAACGCUUAAACGAUUUGAAAAUCGUAAUAUCAUUACCACGGCACAUGCAGAUGGUACUGUCCGUCUGUGGGAUGUAGGCCACGACGAUGAAAUUGAGAAUGGCGAUGUCAUUCAAGUGGAUCUGGCUCGUGCUGUUGGUCGAGUCACUAACGUGGAAGUCAGUGAGAUGUCUUUGGGUGGCUCAACGGGUGAGCUAUCGGUUGGUCUUCGUACAGGUGAGGUUGUGAUAUUCAGAUGGGGCAGCAAUCGCAAUCUGGGCAAUGAGGAGCCCCCUGGUGCCAACGAAGGCUUGGGGAGAUUAACCAAUAUCACCCACCGGACCGACCCGGGACUGAAACAGGGCAUGCUCCCACUUACGCUUUUGAACAUGCAGCAGGGGGCGGUCACUGCUGUGAAGCACAGCCAGGUUGGCUUCGUUGCAGCCGGAUUUGAAGGUGGUAGCGUGGCAAUCAUCGAUCUGCGUGGACCAGCAGUAAUUCAUACAGCUCAUCUAUCUGAACUUACAAAACCCAACAAGCGUAGUAGUUUCCUGAAACAUCGCACUUCCGAGGAAACCCCUCCAGAAUGGCCUACAGUAAUUGAAUUUGGCGUACUGACACUGGAUGGAGAGGACUAUUCAAGUAUUUGCUGUUUUGUUGGCACCAGUAGAGGGAAUAUUGCGACCUUCAAAAUCCUCCCGGCGGACAAUGGAACUUACAUGGCUUCGUACGCCGGGGCUACCACCCUGGAUGACAAAGUUAUAAGCAUCAUUCCUAUUGAUGCAGAAAGUGGCGAUCUCACCUACGCCACGCCACAAGCGGUUGCAGGCUUGAGAAGCGGAAAUAGGGUUAACGGCGCAGUCCUCGCCGUGACUGUUUCUGGCUGCAAGAUCUUUAAGCCUGCCGCCUCCAAGGGCGCUCAUAAGUCCUGGGAUGAUUAUUUGUGUGAUUCUGCUGCGGUAGUCAGGAUUGAAGGCCGAGGUUGUAGUCUGGUUGGGCUCUUCGGUGAUGGCAAUGCGCGGGCUUUCUCCAUCCCAGGUAUCAAAGAGAUUGGAUGCAGUGCAAUCAACAAAAUGGUUGAUAUGAGACGCCUUUCUGAUGCUACUAUCUGCUCUAAUGGAACAGUUCUGGUUUGGACUGGUCCGUCUGAAGUAGGGCUACUUAGCGUAUGGGGCUCUGGCAAUACAUUGAAGCGCUCGGAAGAUCGGCUUUUCAAUGUUCAGGCCGUUCUUCCCCCGCGACCUACCAUAACCAAUAUCCAGUGGAUUUCCGGUACGCAGUAUGUCUCGCCAGCAGACAUGGACAUCCUAAUCGGGGGUCCUGAUCGCCCUCCAUCCAAACGGAUGCAAGAGCAAAUGCGACUCGAAGAUCAGGAGAGACGGAGAGGUGCUAGAGAAGGUAGGGCCGUAGGUAAUCAGUCUCCACAACAAGGCAACGACGAGGGUUACUGGUCCUAUAUGCAACGGCAGGUACAGGAGCGCACUGAAAAGCUCGGAUUUGCUGGGGAUCAGAUGGAAAGAUUGGAAGAGAGCAGUAGUGGCUGGGCCCGGGAUGUGAACAAAUACGUUCAAACCCAGAAGAAGAAAGCCGUCCUGGGUGCGCUGGGGGCGAAGUUUGGCUUCUGA
This is a messenger RNA of Aspergillus tanneri, 3699 nucleotides long. RefSeq names its product putative SNARE-dependent exocytosis protein (Sro7). Lineage: Eukaryota; Fungi; Ascomycota; Eurotiomycetes; Eurotiales; Aspergillaceae. The record is from RefSeq and is a predicted model, not a curated record. Gene Ontology annotation, biological process: regulation of exocytosis; regulation of protein secretion; establishment of cell polarity. The transcript is spliced from 8 exons. Gene Ontology annotation, molecular function: syntaxin binding; myosin II binding; GTPase activator activity. Bases 1 to 3699 code for a protein of 1232 amino acids. Gene Ontology annotation, cellular component: plasma membrane; cytoplasm.